GCAAUUAUUAUUCAUGGAUUAACUAUUCGAGUUUGUAAUCCAAUGGCAUCUUUACAAGCACGUGAUUUACUUCCAUUGAUUUCAUGUGCUGUAACAAUGAUUCUUUUUAUUUUUUAUAUUGGUCUAGCAAUGACAGUUUAUACGAAAACAACAUAUGAUGAUGAAAAACAAUCUUAUCAUAUACUAAAUCAUGUUCGAAAUACUACAUCAUUAGAUCAGUCAUAUGAAAGAAUGAAACGAUGUGUAAUUAUUUUGCUUUUAUCGUGUGCAACUCAGGGUGUUGGUUGGCUUCUUGGUCCAUUUCUGAGGUUUGUUAGUGAAGACACAGCAAAUGUUUUAGGAUGGUUUUUUAAUAUAUUCAAUGGACUUGAAGGUGUUUGGGCAAUUAUUUUAUAUAUAAUAAUUCUAUCAAAAGGUAUAGAUGAACGAAAACUUGUGGUAGGUGCUGGAGAAGUAAUGAAACCAACAGAAUCAUUAUGUCAUAAAUACGAAAAAUGUAGUGGGGAAGAUAAUGAAAAUGAAGAUCAUAGCAAAAAAGAAGCAACUGAAAUUAAUUAUCAGAGUACUGGAAAUAAGGCCUGA
Molecule: messenger RNA, 582 nt
Organism: Rotaria sp. Silwood2
Lineage: Eukaryota; Metazoa; Rotifera; Eurotatoria; Philodinida; Philodinidae
Source: the annotation of a GenBank genome assembly